GAAAAAAGGAAAAUCACGUAAUAAAAAUAAUACAACUUCUAAAAUUCGUAAUAAAAAAAUAUGAUGCAUAACGAUAUGACAGUAAAAUCAACAUAAAGAUAUGCAAUAUUAUAAUAAUAUCGCUCAGUCUCUCUCUCUCUCCCUCUCUUUUAAGAAAUGAUCGGGUCAGUGAUGCUCAGACAGACAGUGGAGUACUUGGAUGGAGGCUUCGUCGCAGUCUGCAGCGUUCAUUCCUAACGUGUCUGUCUACAUCUAAACCCACCACAGGACUGGACAAACCGGGACUAUAUAACUUGCUUUGUCUGAUAUGGAUACGCGUGCCGUGCUGCAUUAAUUAAAGAGGGGGACAUUUUAGUGAUGCCAACAUCCAGAGAGCAUCUGUGUUGUCGUUACAAGCGCGCGUGCUGAAGUUGGAUUGCGGAUCGUUUAUUGUAUCGAGCUUGAAACACAAUCCGAGCCGUUUUGACACCGCGGAUGUGUCUAUGUUGUGUAUGGAUGUGAAGACAUUCUCUUUACAUCGCGCGAUGCGUUUCUGUUGUCUCUGACACUAUAUGGGGAUGUAUGUAAAUAAAUGACAUUAGUUUAGUGUUAUCAUCACGCUUGUUUGUGUGUACACUUCGCUUAUUCGACUGGAGGAGACGGAGAAUGAAUUGACGGACUUAUUUUACUGAAGAUCCUGAGGACUAAGAGAUAAUAUAUCGCCAGUAACCAUUUCUAUUUUUGGAAUAGAGUUCUUCAAACUGUUCUUUCAUCGCUAAUUUGACUAGCGUAUUGUGCUUAUGUGGAAAAAUUUAACUUUACAGGUUUUAUUGAAGUCAGACCGAAUCAAUCUGACUGUACAUCGACGAACGUCAUUUUAAGGGUUAGAGCGAGUUAAAUAAAAUAAAAUAAAUAAUAAUAAAAUCCCACACAUUCCAGAAACUUGUUAAAACGCUGGAGGACCGUCAAGAAGAUGUUGCAUGGAUUGUUGUAACUGCUUUCUAGUGUCUACAUCGUAUCAUUAGGUCCAUCUAUGCACCUCCUCAUAAAGAUCAGCUGACCAUCUAAGGGCGUGAAGUUCUUCCAACCUUCUAAAUAUCUGCUUCUACUUCAUUCAAAGAGCAUUUAAACUCAAAGAACCAUGGAUAUUAAAACCGAGUCUGAAGAUAAUCUGGACUGUGAUCGUCCCGCGCCCAUUGAAGUUUUCGCCAGCAGGUCUACGCUCCAUGGCUUCUCACACAUGUUCAGUUAUGAACGCCAGUGCAUCAAACGAUGCAUCUGGAUCAUGUUUUUCAUGGGUUCGUUUUCGUUCUUGGUGCUUGUUUGCGUGGACCGCAUCAAGUUUUACUUUCAGUACCCCCAUGUCACCAGGCUGGACGAGGUCACAGCACCAAUGAUGGCGUUUCCUGCCAUUACCUUCUGCAACCUGAACUCUUUCCGCUUCAGCCGCGUGACGCGCAACGACCUGUACCACGCGGGUGAGCUGCUCGCGCUGUUAAACGGCAGGUAUGAGAUCCGGGAUACACACUUGGUAGAGGAGAGCGUUAUGAUGACCCUGAAGGAUAAGGCGGACUUCUCCAACUUCAAGCCCCGUCCCUUCAACAUGCGCGAGUUCUACGAUCGAACGGGCCACGACAUUAAGGAAAUGCUGCUGUCCUGCUACUUCAGAGGAGUCGAAUGCAGCCCCGAAGACUUCUCUGUGAUCUUCACGCGGUAUGGAAAAUGCUACACCUUCAACUCUGGACAGGAUGGACGGCCACUGCUGAUCACCAUGAAGGGAGGAAUGGGAAAUGGGCUGGAGCUGAUGCUGGAUAUCCAGCAGGACGAGUAUCUGCCUGUGUGGGGAGAGACUGAUGAGACGUCUUUCGAGGCGGGAAUCAAAGUCCAGAUCCACACGCAGGAUGAACCGCCUUUCAUCGAUCAGCUGGGAUUCGGAGUGGCUCCAGGCUUCCAGACAUUCGUCUCCUGCCAAGAACAGCGGCUGACAUAUCUCCCUCCUCCAUGGGGCGACUGUAAGGCAACACCCAUGGACUCUGAUUUCUUCAGCACAUACAGUAUCACCGCCUGCCGCAUCGACUGCGAGACACGAUAUCUGGUGGAGAAUUGCAACUGCCGCAUGGUGCACAUGCCUGGAGAUGCUCCAUAUUGCACUCCGGAACAGUAUAAGGAAUGUGCAGAUCCGGCUCUAGAUUUUCUAGUGGAAAGAGACAAUGACUACUGCAUUUGCGAGACGCCCUGCAACAUGACGCGCUACGGCAAAGAGUUGUCCUUCGUCAAGAUCCCCAGCAAAGCCUCUGCCAAAUACCUGGCCAAGAAGUUCAACAAGACGGAGCAGUACAUUGCAGAAAACAUCCUGGUGCUGGACAUCUUCUUUGAGGCCCUGAACUACGAGACCAUAGAGCAGAAGAAAGCCUACGAGUUAGCCGGCCUUCUUGGUGACAUUGGCGGACAGAUGGGGCUGUUCAUCGGUGCCAGUAUCUUAACCAUCCUAGAGCUCUUUGACUACCUGUAUGAGGUGAUCAAGUACAAACUCUGUCGUUGCGCCAAGAAGAAACACCAGCGCAGCAACAACAACGACCGAGGAGCCGUUCUCAGCCUGGAUGAUGUGAAGCGUCACGCUCCCUGUGAAAACCUUCGUACCCCGUCAACCUACCCAGCCAACAUGCUACCUCACCAUCCUGGCCAGGGCAACUUCGAAGACUUCACCUGUUGAGCGUAAAGCAAGAGCGGCCUGUCUGACAGAGAACAACCAAAGCUGACCACAUCAGUACGGACCCCAUUCACAACCGGACAUUACAGAACAACCUUCUGGAUCUGCCACACACUGGAAAACCACCAUGUCUUGAGAUAUAUCCAGACAUUGGAGGAAUGGUACCGAUCAACAAAGUAUAUUUUCACUAACACGUUCCAUGGAAACCUUUUGAUGUUUUUUGAACAUUUCAAGGAAAUACUGCCUCAAAAACGAAACUCCUUGAAGCCUAAGAAAUUACACAUUAUGUGACUUGGACAUCGAAUAGCUUUCCGCAGCUGGACCCUGAUGCCUUUUGUGUACAUAGUGACGGCUCUAAACUGUCUUAAGACCAGUGGCUUACGUAGGUCAGUAGAUAAAUAUAGCGCUUAUUCACUGUAUGUAGCCUCAUUAGUCCCAUCUGCUGGAUCUAUUCAGCCUCAGUGUAUCUCACGAGAAUGUAACUUCCCGAACAAGGUGACCAUUACAAGCGUCAAUGGGGGGUUUCGGGGGGCUGGAGGGUUCAGGUCCCAUAUGACAUUGUGUUACAGGUCUCAUCUUGUAAAUGCAUGCUGGUCGUCCUGUGCAUGUUUUUAGUUUUAUUUAGAUUUCAUUAUUACUCUCGCCAAGUUUGCCUCAAUUAUAUACAAGUGUUGGGAGAUGGUGUAAAGUUUGUUUUUGUGUGUAUGUGUGUGCGUGCUCAGGUUUUGCUGUUCUUGUGGGGAUGAAGUUUCUCAGUAACCCCAGAAGAAUAGCAAGCUGACAAAAGCACCUUGUGAGAACCUCUUUGCAAGGAUACAUGAUUCAAAAUGAAACUAAACAAUGUAUAAAUGCCAAAACGGUUUAUUUUAAGUUUAGGAUUAGUCUGUUGUAUAAUUAGCAUAUUUGGCAAACAAUAAAUGUGAAUGGGAAGUCCCCAAAAGUAUACAGUGGCCCCAAAAGAUAUUUGGACAAUUCAAUUAUUCUUUUAAAUGUGUCAAAAGUUGUUGCAUUAGAUUGCACAUCAAAAAUGCUGCAGGAUUGUUUUGGUGAUUUUUAGUGGAUCUAUGAUGCCUGUUUUUCAUUUUUAAGACUACUGCAAUCAACUUUUUGUCAAAUGUUUUGUCACUUCAGUUGAUAUUUUGUGACUGACAAAAUUACAUUCAUGGCUUGUUUACACCUGGCCACUUCAUGCGUUUUCUCUGAUCGGAUAGCUAUCCUAUCUUGAAAAGACCAGUUGUAAAUACCCUCCUAAAAUGCUUUUGAGAUGGAUUUAAAUCUGAUCGCUCGAACCACUUCAGGAGGUGGUCUGGGCCGCAUUCCAGAUGAAACUAAACACAUGUAAAUGCAUCUGGUUGUUGAAACCACUUAGUGUUGUCAACAGUGUCAACCGCGAUAUUAGUCGGUACUGACAUUUUGAAAACGUCCAUUUCCCACUAACAUUUGAGCGCUGUUGAGCGGAUUCUUAAACACGGCUAAUUGGUCAUUGUGUGCA
Messenger RNA from Onychostoma macrolepis, 4181 nucleotides. RefSeq names its product acid-sensing (proton-gated) ion channel 1b (gene asic1b). The coding region runs from base 1121 to 2692 and encodes 523 amino acids. Gene Ontology annotation, cellular component: membrane. NCBI's taxonomy places the organism in Eukaryota, Metazoa, Chordata, Actinopteri, Cypriniformes, Cyprinidae. The record is from RefSeq and is a predicted model, not a curated record. Gene Ontology annotation, biological process: sodium ion transmembrane transport. The transcript has 11 exons.